AUGGCCACCCUCCCAGCGUACGGAAACUAUUACCACGUUCAGCUGGCGGGGGUUUUUGACUCUGCCCUUGAUCAGAGGCUGGGCCGUCACCUCGCGCCCACGCCGGCCCAUCUCACCCGCGUCGUUUAUGUUCCAAGCCAUAAAGACGCCUCUACUCAUUUGCCCCUCUACGAUUAUAAUGAAAACUACGACAAGGCUGUUAAGAAGGAGCCUAUCGGCAGCAGCAAGUAUAAGCUUGGUCUGGCCAUGAUGAAGCGACCAUCGGGAGACGGAACUGACGCGCAAGUUCGCUAUCUGGUCAACUUCCAAAAGGGCCUUGAGGGUACUGCUGCGACAGUGGAGAGGAGAGUGCCCAGCCAUAAUGGUGAGAUUGUCAUCUUGCACCUACCUCUCGAGGACACUGGCAGUUUUCGCGUUGCGCCACACAGCAUGGACCAAGACUUGGAGCUGGCAGUGACCAGCUCAUUCCCCGUCCCAGAUACCAAGAUGCACGCAACCGCCAACCCCGUGCGACAUCCAUGGUUCACCAUUUCGCAAACUUCGCGGGACGGAAGCAUUACUGUUCCCUCGAACCUGGAAUGGCAAGCGCGCCCAACAGAAGAUGGGCCUCUGCGAUACACUUUGGUCGACACUGACGCGGAGUUGAGCGGCGGGGAGCCAGCAGUCCAUGCUAUCUACCAUCACGUCGGCAUCGGUUUCGCGCUGCCUAACGAUUAUAGCGAGGGCAUCUUGUUACUUUCGGAAGACCUCAAUGGAGAGGCUGAGGCGCUGGCGAUUGCUACCUUGCUCGGCGUCUUGCGACAGACACGGUCGAUCAACCAGCCUUCUCCAAGGCCAAGGAAGAAGUCGUUGGUCAAGCGAGUCUUGGGCAAGAUUUGA
Messenger RNA from Colletotrichum phormii, 879 nucleotides. RefSeq lists its product as uncharacterized. Bases 1 to 879 code for a protein of 292 amino acids. NCBI's taxonomy places the organism in Eukaryota, Fungi, Ascomycota, Sordariomycetes, Glomerellales, Glomerellaceae. The transcript has 2 exons. The record is from RefSeq and is a predicted model, not a curated record.